Molecule: messenger RNA, 2222 nt
Organism: Oryzias latipes (Japanese medaka)
Lineage: Eukaryota; Metazoa; Chordata; Actinopteri; Beloniformes; Adrianichthyidae
Gene: troap
Product: trophinin associated protein
Source: RefSeq, a predicted model, not a curated record
AAUGACAGGGCGCAUUUUUUAAAACUUCUGAAAAUUCCGGAAGUUGGUGUCACUUUUGUGGCAAGAACGAGUUGAACGAGGUAUCUUUAAAUCUCAACUUUAAUUGAAGGUGUUCAUCAUCAUGGAUUUUUCUCCUGUCCUUGGACAGCAAAGUCAAAACAAAAUCCGCAGUGACUUUGAAAGAGUAAAGAAUGAACAUAACAAAAGACAGGUGGACCAGAAGCUCAAUAAACCUCUGGCGCCCUCCCAUCUUUUAAACAAAGAUACUGAGAACAAAGAUCCGUCAGAAUCGGGUCAAAAAGCACCUGUACAGGCAGGUAUAAGCAAGCUUCCUGUAUUGGCCAAGUCCCUCCGUCUUCAGAUGCCUUCACACUUCAAGCAGUCCCACCACAGGUGGGAAGAAAAACCUUUAGCUGGGAAAGCUAAGAAGAAAAAGCCAUGUACCCGGCCCAUACCAUUCAAUUUGUCUCAGCCAAAAAACACAAAAAUUGAAAGCAAAAGUCAACUUUCUGUGGCUGCUUCAACAAAGACUCAUGCUAACAAGCCUGAAAGCAGAAUAUUGAAUGUCAAACACACUAAACAUCGAGCUGCACUGAGCAGCACCUGGGAUUCCACUGAAGAUGUGCGGAAGUAUCAUGGGAAAGCUGCCAAAAAAGAAUCUCACCUGCCUGGACAGUCGGGUCCGUCCAACACAUUGAAAAAAGUGGUUGCCUUCGCCAACGUUUCUUCUAGCUCCACGAGUGGGAAGGCAGACUGUCCGUCUGUUCAGUCUGCUCUUAGUGCAGAGUUGAGGUUGGGAAACAUGAAACUGCUCAGUCUCAAAGAAACGUCCACAAAUUCACAAACCGUUCAGAAUUCUGAACCCAUAGUCAUGCAGAAACCUCCAAACGAAAAAAAGGACAACUUUCAGUCAGAUCCUUCAGCUCUGCUCAGCAUCCUUCGAAAUGAGGGGAUAGAUGUUUCCAGUCGGGCGCCUUCAAGUCUGCAAUCCAGACCUUACAGCUAUCAGCCUCAGCGGGUGUCCGUCCUGAAGAGUAAACAAAAACCUGCGCCUUCAUCAGCAGGGUUAGUGAGGCCAGGGCAUUUCUCACCAGAUACUGCUGGACUGCAAUGCAUCCUACUGACUGACGGUGUGACGGCUGGGGCGCCCGUGGGUGCCACACCUAGAAAUUCAGUCUGUCCUCCUGGCAGAGGGACAUCUAUUUAUACAGCCCAGAGGGUACCAGUUGGAAAAACCCCUGUAGAGAUAACUGGAGGUCCAGUGGCUGCACUCAAAAAGACUCCACAGACAAAAUGGACUCCACAGAGAGUCCCCAACCCCUCCUAUCAACCCAUGUCUGCUAUGAAGUGGCAUCCGUCAGCCCAGCGCUCACUGCACAAAACUCCUGGAUUUGAGAGCUGCAAAAGCAAACUGCAAAAAGAGGAAAUUGUCCAAAGAUUAUUUUGUGAUGCUGAAGAUGUCCAAACUGUAAAUGUGGAGACCGAAGUCCUAGAUGCAAAAACCGGUGAAAAGCAGCUCCCCAUUCAAGCCUCAUCUAAAAAAGUUCUCUUUGAAGAAAAGCUAACAAGAGGAGCCAGCAAUGAGGAAGAAGAGACGCGGGAGACGCUCCUGCCAGAACCGCCCAGGGAGUCUGUCAUUUUUAUGUCAACUGGUAAAAAGCUGUUCAGAGUCUCACGUUUUGACGACACUGAAAGCUGGGAUCAGAAGGAUCAGCAGGGUCCAGUUUUAGAACCACAGAAUGAGCCAGAAGAACACAGUGAACCGUCAGUGGGGCCUGAACCUAUUCAUCAUAUCAUCCCCUCUGCUCAGCGUAUGCAGAAAGACCUGAUUGCACAGAAACCUUGUUCUCGGAGUUCUGCAGUGGCAUUGCUGCGUAAGCGGUUUCCUCCUCUGGAGGAGCUGCGAUUGGAUGAGGAGGUUGCCUUCUUCAUCUCUUUGUCUCUCCCAUCCAACAACGGGUGUCCUCCACCUCGGCCUCGCUGUGAAAACCCCUUGGCCGUGCUCUUGCACUUUAAAGAAUCCACUGAAUUUCUUCCAAUACGCUUGGAUCCAUUGUACAUUUCAUCUCAAUGCUGCUCUCCGCUGAACGAAUGAUGAUUAAAACACAAUUUGUUAUUUGUACUUUUAAAAAAGCCUACAUGUAUAAUAUUUUGGUUAUUAAAUAAUAGAAAUAAAUGAGAAUUUGUACAGUUUAAAGUUUGUAAUAAAUGUGUGCCACUGA